Molecule: messenger RNA, 5061 nt
Organism: Tribolium castaneum (red flour beetle)
Lineage: Eukaryota; Metazoa; Arthropoda; Insecta; Coleoptera; Tenebrionidae
Gene: ATP8A
Product: ATPase 8A
Exons: 12
Coding region: 383-3904 (1173 amino acids)
Biological process (GO): phospholipid translocation
Cellular component (GO): plasma membrane
Molecular function (GO): ATP binding; ATP hydrolysis activity; ATPase-coupled intramembrane lipid carrier activity
Source: RefSeq, a predicted model, not a curated record
GCGGUGAAUUUGAAUCAAGCCACGCCCCUGUGGUGGGGGUGAGUGGCGUUUUCACUACUCAAAAUCCGGAAAUUAAAGGUGUGACAACGUGCAAUCAAUUGCGUGUGGGUGACGCCUAGAACAUGAAACAAAAGUUUUAUUUGAAAAAGGAUGACAUUUCUUGGGGAGCGGCCCCAUCAAGGCGCGGUCGAACGCAAUAUUACGUGCCCCAGUUAAAAUUGUAAUUUUUAUCGCUCGUAUUAUUGUUUCAUUUUCCUCGUAAAGUUAGUAACACACAGCUUUAUCGGCUAAUUCUUAUCGUAAUUAGAGAGAUAAGUCCAAGAUGAGUUGACAAAGUUGGUUUCAAACGCAGGGUGGCCUCUGAGGGGAGUUCACGAGACGGAUGCCAGCUCAGAACAUAGAACUCGGACGUCUUUCAGCAAGUCCCGAAGCAGCGGCCCCAGAUGAAGAAGAUGGAACAGCAUCGUCGUCGGCUUUGGAUCGCGAAACCGAAGCUGGGGAUGUGCAUGCACCCACCGAUGAUCGUGUGAUUUUUAUCAAUCGAGCACAACCACCGGUACCAAAGUUUGUAAACAAUAGAAUUUCGACUGCUAAAUAUAGUAUUCUACGUUUCAUUCCGUUGUUCCUUUUUGAACAGUUUCGGAGAUGGGCGAAUAUUUUUUUUCUUAUGAUUGCCCUAUUGCAACAAAUACCGGACGUGUCUCCGACUGGACGCUACACCACACUAGUGCCUCUUAUUUUCAUUCUUUCAGUGUCAGCUAUCAAGGAGAUAAUCGAAGACAUCAAACGACACCGAGCUGACGACGAAACCAACCACCGCAAAAUCGAAGUUCUAAGAGGCGAAAAUUGGAUUUCCGUCCGCUGGAUGGACGUCAUAGUCGGCGAUAUCGUCAAAGUCCUCAACAAUACAUUUUUUCCCGCAGAUCUCGUCCUUUUAUCGUCUAGCGAACCACAAGGCAUGAGUUUUAUCGAAACGGCGAAUCUGGACGGCGAAACCAACCUAAAAAUCCGCCAAGCCCUUCCAAGCACAGCUAAACUAACGGCAAUUAACGACCUUAAAAGUCUCUCGGGGACGAUCGAAUGCGAACCACCCAAUAAACAUUUAUACGAAUUUAACGGCGUUCUCAAAGAGACCAAUAAAAUUGCGGAGCCUUUAGGACCCGACCAGAUUUUAUUACGUGGCGCUAUGUUACGUAACACUUCGUGGAUCUUCGGCAUUGUUAUAUACACCGGACAUGAGACCAAACUUAUGAGAAACUCAACCACGGCCCCCUUGAAACGCUCAAGUGUGGACAAACUAACCAACAUCCAGAUUUUGCUACUUUUCGCCAUUUUAUUCAUCAUGUGUCUAGUCAGCGCCAUCUUUAACGUGAUUUGGAACAACAACAACAAGAGUGCGAAUAGUUACAUUGGUGGUGAAGCCAAUUCGACCCAAAAUUUCGCCUACAAUCUCCUCACUUUCCUGAUUCUUUUCAAUAAUCUUAUCCCGAUUUCGUUGCAAGUCACACUUGAAGUUGUGCGUUUUAUCCAAGCCAUUUUUAUCAACAUGGACAUUAAAAUGUAUCACGCUGAAAGUGACACACCGGCAAUGGCACGCACUUCAAACCUGAACGAAGAGCUCGGACAGGUCAAGUAUAUUUUUUCCGAUAAAACUGGUACUUUGACUCGGAACGUGAUGGAGUUUAAGAGGUGUGCCAUAGGGCAUGAUGUGUACGAUUCGCGUGCUGAUAGUCCAGAGGACGCUCUCAUAGUCCAACAUUUGAGGCAAGACCACAAAAAUGCCCCACUAAUCAAAGAAUUGCUCGUGUUAUUGUCAGUCUGUCAUACGGUAAUUCCGGAAAAAAUGCCCGAUGGUAGUAUAGUCUACCAUGCAGCUUCGCCCGACGAACGGGCUCUUGUUUACGGUGCUUGCCGUUUCGGUUACGUUUUCCAAAGCCGAACGCCCAAUUAUGUGGAAAUCGACGCUUUGGGGGUAACAGAACGUUACGAAAUUCUAUCAGUUUUGGAAUUCUCCUCGGCCAGGAAACGCAUGUCGGUCAUAGUUAAAGACCCGUCCGGUAAAAUAAAACUCUUCUGCAAGGGGGCUGACACCGUGAUUUAUGAGCGUCUUGAUGCUUCUGGGCGUGAACAUGGCGAGUUGCUUCUCCAACAUUUGGAAAGUUUUGCCACAGAAGGGUUACGAACGUUGUGUUGUGCUGUAGCAGAAUUGAAAAAGUCCGAGUAUGAGGACUGGAAACAGUUGUAUCAUAAGGCGACGAUUUCGAUGCAACAUCGCGAAGAAAAGAUUGAAGAAGCGGCGAAUUUGAUUGAGAGGAAGUUGAAGUUGAUUGGAGCCACGGCUAUUGAGGAUAAGUUGCAAGAUGGGGUGCCGGAAGCGAUAGCGACGCUGUUGAAGGCGGAUAUAAAUAUAUGGGUCCUGACAGGGGAUAAGCAAGAGACGGCGAUCAAUAUCGGGUAUUCGUGUCGGCUGUUGUCACAUGGGAUGCAGCAUAUUAUUCUGAACGAGGAAGGUUUGGACAGCACUCGCGAGUCAAUUUUGCGCCACAACGCCGAACUGGGCGAGAACCUGCAGCGCCAGAACGAAAUCGCGCUCAUAAUCGACGGCAAAACCCUGAAAUACGCCCUGAGUUGCGAACUGCGCAACGACUUCCUCCAGCUCUGCAUCUCGUGCAAGGUGGUCAUCUGUUGCCGUGUUUCCCCGAUGCAAAAAGCCGAAGUCGUCGAAUACGUCACCAAAUACACCAAAACCGUAACUCUGGCAAUCGGAGAUGGGGCAAACGACGUCGCAAUGAUCCAAAAAGCCCACGUUGGAGUGGGCAUAUCAGGUGCAGAGGGGCUUCAAGCCGCUUGCGCCUCCGACUACAGUAUAGCACAAUUCCGGUUUUUGUUACGUUUGUUGCUAGUGCACGGCGCGUGGAAUUACUCGCGUAUGUGCAAGUUGAUUUUGUAUAGUUUUUAUAAAAAUAUCUGUCUUUAUGUGAUCGAGUUAUGGUUUGCGAUUUAUUCCGGCUGGUCCGGGCAGAUUUUGUUCGAACGGUGGUCGAUCGGGUUGUAUAAUGUUUUGUUUACGGCUUUGCCACCGCUGGCAAUGGGGCUGUUUGAUAAAGCGUGCAGCGAUGAAGUUAUGAUGACGCACCCGAAACUGUACAAACCGUCACAGAAUGGACAAUUGUUCAAUGUUAAGGUUUUCUGGUUGUGGGUGGUUAAUGGGAUGAUACAUUCGGCGAUUUUGUUCUGGCUGCCGUUACUGGUCUGCGAACAUGAUAUUUUGUGGAUGGCGGGGCAAGAUGGGGGCUAUCUGGUGGUCGGCAACUUUGUUUAUACAUAUGUGGUUAUAACCGUGUGUUUGAAAGCCGGUUUGGUCACGAAUUCGUGGACUUGGCUGACGCAUUGCGCCAUCUGGGGUUCGAUCGUACUUUGGUUUCUCUUCGUCACCAUCUACAGUUUGUUUUGGCCGACUGUACCAUUUGGGAGUGUUAUGACCGGGAUGUACUUAAUGUUAUUCAGCACUGCCGUCUUCUGGUUAGGAAUGUUCCUUAUACCGAUAAUUGCCAUCAUUCCAGAUUUUCUCGUCAAAGUUUGCCCCUUCUCCGUUUUUAAGCCCAAGAAGUGGUGUCCUUGUCCCAUUGUGCAAGGAACAGUUUUUAAAUCCCUAACCGACGCAGUUCGUGAAGGCGAAAUUCGCAAAACCGGGACCGAUGUAUACCGCGGCGAAUCGAAAAAUUCACUGUCCGAGACUGCCCGUUUGCUGAAGAACGUGUUUUCGCGACGGACGCCCCGGAUCGAUCUAGAAGUCGAGCUGUCACAUGGGUUUGCGUUUUCGCAAGAAGAGGGCGGCGCCGUGUCCCAAACGGCCGUCAUCAGAGCCUACGACACCAACAUUCCCAAGCCGGACGGGAUGUAGUAGGAGCCAAAAUGUGUGCUUUUCUAGCUUGUAAGUCUUGUCUCGUUUAACAGGGGAUAGCUUUCAGUGUCGUGCCAAACGAGCCGAUUUUUUUGGGGUAAUUAAAGUGUGUCAAAUUAUUACAAUCACUGUCUAGACGAGUUUAGUUGAGUAAGUCACUCUGUCACGUGCCUUUCUGAAUUUCAUUCAUUUAGUGAUAACACUUCACUGGAGAGACUUAUUUAGAAAUAGGACAGAAAUCAAAUAUUUUCGGCGAGGUUUUUUUCUACUAACUUCUAGUCUCGAAGGUUUGUAUCGGUUUUUAUUGUUAGAGUGGACGGACUGGAUUUUCUUUUCGGCCUAAACAACCAAGUGAUCUCUCCAGUCUGACUUACAGUGGGCCCAAAUAAGCAUUUCUCGGUUAAUUGGGCGAAAAAUCUUAUCACGGACUCGCUGUACAUUUCAAAAUAGUUGUUGUAAUUUUGAAUCUAUGUCUGUUAUCCAAUCCCAAUUUUAACAUUACUUAAAGUUGAUAUACGUUGCAAAUUAUUAUACUUGAAAUUGUCGGUUCCAAAAACCUCAUUAGACGAAAAGGGGGCACUUCAAAGUGCAUUUCGCAUCUCAAAAAAAUAAGUGGCACUAUCUCGAGUUCGUUUUUUUAAAAAUAAUUAACAAAACUACAUCACGCUAUCAUUUAACAAAAGUUAACGUAUUAGCGAAAUUUCAAAAAAUUCGUAACUUACCUGUUAAAUGCUUUGUUUGAAAACCAGCUUAAAUAAGAAUCAAAAUAAUUAUGACUGUUUUAAAAAUGUAUAAGGACUGCAUUGACGAAAAAUAAACUUUUCAAAAAUGUGAACUAUGAUUUAUAUUUAAAAAAUACAUUGUUAUUACAGCAAAACAAAUUAGUAACUGACUACACUGACUUUUAAAUAUUAUCUUUUGUAAUGAGUCGAUAAUUUGUUCAUAAGUCGAAAACAUAACACAACUUAUUUUCUAAAAAAAUAAACUGGGGAAUGUACCUUUCAUUUUUUUGUACACACUUUUUCGUCUAAAGUCGGUAAAAUUUGUUGGACACGACGCAACGACAGUUACGUUUUUACGUUAUUAAAUUAUUCAUGUUAAUGUUAUAUAAAGUGUAUCCCAGAAUUUAUAAUAAAUGUAUAUUUAUUUAACACAAA